ACACUGCAGUAGUAGAAGCUACAGGAGUGGAGGAUGUGUGGUAACACUGCAGUAGUAGAAGCUACAGUAGUGGAAGAUGUGUGGUAACACUGCAGUAGUAGAAGCUACAGGAGUGGAGGAUGUGUGGUAACACUGCAGUAGUAGAAGUUACAAGAGUGGAGGUUGUGGUAACACUGCAGUAGUAGACGUUACAAGAGUGGAGGUUGUGGUAACACUGGAGAAGAUAACAGGUGUCACGUGACUGUCAGUGUAGUACACUGUCAGGUGUCAUAACAACAACAACAAGAAGUAGUACACGCUACUUCUUCAUUUAGACACAGACGUUGUGCAACUCUCAGCUGUUUUACAAGACUUAUUAUCAACUGUCAUCCAGAAUACCUCAGACUCACCACCUGGACGUGUAAGUUUAUUUACGUACAGGAGUGGCUGCUGUUUCUUCAUGAUGGAGAACAAAAUUUUAAAUUUCAAUAUUGGAGUCCUUGGACAUGUGGACAGUGGCAAGACAUCCUUGGCUAAAGCUCUCAGCACUGUAGCCAGCACUGCUUGCUUUGACAAAAACCCACAGUCAAAAGAACGAGGUAUUACCAUUGAUCUUGGCUUUAGCUCCUUCGUUGUGAAUGCCCCAGAUCAUAUUAAGGACUCUGGGUAUGAAAAGCUUCAGUUUACCUUAGUAGACUGCCCUGGGCAUGCAUCACUGAUUAGGACUAUCAUUGGAGGAGCACAGAUUAUUGAUGCUGUGAUGCUUGUUGUCGACGUUACAAAAGGAAUCCAAACUCAGACAGCAGAAUGCUUAGUUAUUGGUGAAAUUUUGUGCGAUCACCUCUUAGUGGUUUUAAACAAGAUAGAUUUGGUGGCUUUGGAGAAACAAAAGUCAGUUGUUGAGAAAAUGACAAAAAGGAUAUUAAUCACUUUACAGAAAACAAAAUUUGCCAAUGCAGAAAUCAUCGUAGUAGCAGCUAAGCCAGGAGGUCCAGAUGUACCUGAUAUUGAACCUGUUGGAGUGAAAGAUUUAAUUGAUGAACUACAAAAGUUUGCUUAUAUUCCUGAAAGAGAAUCUAUAGGUCCAUUUUUGUAUGCAGUUGAUCACUGUUUUAGUAUAAGAGGUCAAGGGACUGUCAUGACAGGAACAGUGCUACAAGGAACAGUUUCUGUAAAUGAUAAUAUUGAAAUUCCUAGUCUGAUGGUGUCAAAGAAAGUUAAAUCUAUGCAGAUGUUUCGACAGCCAGUAGGAAAGGCCUCACAAGGAGAUAGAGUUGGUAUAUGUGUAACACAGUUUGACCCUAAGCAGUUAGAGCGAGGUAUAGUUGGUAUGCCAGGAUUUAUACAGACAGCUUCUGGGGUUAUUGCUGAAGUAGUAAAGAUUACUUAUUACAAACUGCCAGUGGAGACAAAGGCAAAGUUUCAUGUAAGCCUUGGUCAUGAAACAGUUAUGGCCAAAGUAACAUUUUUUGGUACUGAAGAUGAACUUUGUGUUAAUAAUGAAUUUAUUUAUGACCAUACCUAUAGAUAUCAACAGGAGCUAUUUGAUUUACAAAAACUUGAUGAUGAUGUUACUUAUAAACCAAAGCAUCAGUUUGCACUUCUGGAAUUUGAAAAAACAGUACAAAUAGUUCCAAAUGCUGUAUUAAUAGGGUCAAAAUUAGACAUGGAUGUUCAUACUAACAUGUGUCGUCUAGCAUUCAAAGGAAAACUGCUGGAAGUCUUCACAGACAAGGGCUAUCAUGACACACAUCUGCAGAAGGUUAAAGUUUACAAAGACAAGAGUAAGGAAGGUGUUAUUGAAAGACUUGCAAAUGAUAAUGAAGUUAUUGUGAAAAAUCUACUGAAGAAAGAUACCAAUAUCCAGCUCUUUAUGGGUCUCAAGGUAAAGCUCUCAACAGGAGAAGAGGGUACCAUUGAUGGCACUUUUGGCCAGAGUGGCAAGUUGAAAGUAAGAGUUAACAGCUUACAGGAUACUACCAAAGUUACCUUGCAGAAGCUCUCAGGAGGUAAAAAGAAAGCCAAAAGUGGACAGAAUUAUUCCCCCAUAGUUGAAAACAUAGAACCAGUGAAAGUUAUACUCAAUUUUAAGAAAUAUAUAUUUAGCAAUGAAAAAAAAUUGGUACAAAUAUGAUAUAAUGUUUUUAAGAUUUGUAUUUUUUUUUGAUGUACUGAUAUAUGCUACUAUACUUGGAUAUAGCUCAUUAAGAUUGCCAAAACUGAAAUGCCUUUUACAAUUUUCUCCUCUUUUCUUAAUAAUAAUAAUAUCAAAAAGAAGCGCUAAGCCACAAGGACUAUACAGCCUCUUUUCUUAUGGUAGGCCAGCCUAAUUUCACUAUUAUCAGUCUUGACACAUUUUUAAACCAUGAUUCCCACAUAAAUCCUUAUCUUGGUACACGUUUGGAAUGUUCAGGCAUGUCUUGCUUAUAUUACUCCAGUAAAAUUCCUAAAUCAGCUUAGAAAACUUAUUUUUCUGUGGAUAUUAUUAUUAUUAUUAUAAUCAAGGGGGAAGCGCUAAACUUUUCUGUGGAUAGUGUGUUCAGCUGUAACAAUUUGUUUCAAUGGAUAUGUGGUUUUAUUAACAGUAGUUAAGCAAUUUUUUAUAGUACUGUCCAUACUAACAUUAGUGGGGAAACUUAGUUACAGUAUAGCACCUCUAUACUAUUUGCCCAAGUACUGUAAUCUGUAUUUUGCUGUACUGUAUUAAUAAAUGCAUGAAUACAUA
Cherax quadricarinatus is the source of this 2704-nucleotide messenger RNA. RefSeq names its product eukaryotic translation elongation factor, selenocysteine-specific (gene eEFSec). Gene Ontology annotation, molecular function: GTPase activity; GTP binding; translation elongation factor activity. Gene Ontology annotation, biological process: selenocysteine incorporation. NCBI's taxonomy places the organism in Eukaryota, Metazoa, Arthropoda, Malacostraca, Decapoda, Parastacidae. The record is from RefSeq and is a predicted model, not a curated record.